CAAGGACUUGUCACUUGACUCUCACCAUCACCAUCUCCAGCUCUCGAAUUUCUACCGUUGUGCAUGUCCAACCUUAACGGGCUCCCUCUACUCAGCGGUCCUCCACCAGCGCCUUUCACAGAUCGUGCGCAUAACGCAUGUAGGAAAUGUAAUAAGGAAUUCAUUAUCAUCUUUACACGCUCAACCCGCUGUAAUCAUUGUGGCUACUUAUAUUGUGCGAGCUGCGCAGACUACCCGGCGCUCAUGCCCCGCCGUGGCGCAGCAUCUGGCUAUGACCAAGUUCACGUUUGUGCAUUCUGUAUUGAGUUUCUUCAAAUAACAGCUUCUAAUAGAAACCAGCUCAAGUCCCUGCCGCUCUCCAGCCUUCGCCGCUAUGUCAACGCAUACGGUAUCUCCGUCAAAGGCCCUAUCGAUAAGAAUGACCUCGUGGAUGCCAUCAUCGCUGCAAAGACACCAACAGGCACCCUCCCGCCCUCAAACGAGUCCCACUAUCGUGCCCAUGGGGUCCCCAAACACAAUUCCUCGCGCCCUCGCGGGUUCUUUAGCACCCGUCCUCCACCCCCAACUCACCAACAAACGUCCACACCACCACCACCUGACUUCCCCCGUCCUGACCUUGACCCUGAGCCAGCACCAUACAGAACGUAUACCUCCAACUCCACAAGACAGCGGCAGACACCCCCUACACCUCCCCCGCCUCAGCCCUCUCCACCUCAACCACAGCCACGAUUCAGGACGGCCUCGCAGCCACAAACGCCGCCUCGAUCAGCGCCCCACUCCACUCCACGCCCGUCUCCAACGUCUACUGCUAGCACACCUCCCACACGUCCAUCAACCGCACCUCGCUCACCGCCGCAGCCGUCCACGCCGCAGCCCCCGCCCCCACUUUCUGCUCUCCUUGCGAUGUCCACGUCGUCCCUCUCGCGAUUACCCAUUCACACGCUGAAGCAGAUAUUGUAUGAGGCACGUGUGCGUUUGCCCGCUGACCUCCUUGAGAAGGCGGAACUCGUGGGGCGCGUUAGUGCCUGGUUGGAGGAGGAGAGAACGGCAGCUGAGGAAAGAGAUAUCAUGGAAAGGGAGGAGAGGGAACAAGAAGAGAGGGAAAGACGAGAGAGGGAAGAACAAGAAGAGAGGGAGAGGGCUGAGGCGGCAAGGUUAGUCAUGGAGACAGAGCUAGCCGAGUCAGAAGACGCCCACAUACAUGGCUCUGCUGAGAAUGCCCAGAUACAUGACGAGUCGCAGCAACAUCCUCCACCAUCUUCCUCCUCUCCACCACCGUCACUACCUAGGACGACGCUUGCAGAGCGUUCUGGUUUAUGUGUGAUAUGUCAAGACCAGGAAGCAAAUAUCGCAAUCGUGGAUUGCGGGUGAGUGCCCCAAGCUUUGUGCUCGCACACACGGCCUUUCACUGACUCAUGCCAACAGACACCUAGCGAUGUGUCGUGCC
Suillus subalutaceus is the source of this 1447-nucleotide messenger RNA. RefSeq lists its product as uncharacterized. The transcript has 4 exons. The record is from RefSeq and is a predicted model, not a curated record. Bases 64 to 1371 code for a protein of 435 amino acids. Lineage: Eukaryota; Fungi; Basidiomycota; Agaricomycetes; Boletales; Suillaceae. Gene Ontology annotation, molecular function: metal ion binding.